CAAAUAUGGCUGAUGAAGAAGUUCGAGACUUAUUAAGAGGUCUAAAGCUAGAAAAUGUCAUUGAAACUUUUGAAAAAAACAUGAUUACUAUGGAUACAUUAGAACAUUUAUCGGAAUCUACUAUAUCUGAAUUGAUACCAAUUAUUGGUCAAAGAGUGAUAUUCUUAUCUUAUUGGAAAAAGCAUUAUAAUAUCAAAAGUACUUGUCAAACUAUAGAAAAUUCACCACCAAAAAAAAAAAUGAAAUUACAAGAAGAAAAAGAAGAAGAGACUGUAAUCAAUUUUAAUGAAUCUGUGAUGCCUUUAAAGGAUCUACUUUUAAAAUAUAAAAUAGGAUGUCAGAUUUUAAGUUAUUACGAAAGAGAAAAUGAAUUGCAAGAAAACUUCAGAAAUAAAUUGUGUGAUAUUAUCAUUAAUGAUAUUGAAGAUAAAAAUACAAAAUUAACAAACAAUUUGGCUGAUUAUAUUUCAAAAAUGAUAGUUUCUAUUUUUCCUACUGAAGUAGCAACAACGUAUUACAUCCCACCUAUUUCAAAAAAAGAUUCUAUUAGAAAAAAAUCUGUGAUUGCCCGUGGUAAAUUAAUGAAUAUGUGGCGAAAUAGAUGUACUAUGUAUAACAAAUUUAAAGCUAAAUUAAAAAGAGAAGAAAAUAAAGAAGAAGAUGAUGCUUUACAGGAAAUAGAUAAUAAAGUGCAAGAAAGUAUCAAAUGGUUAGAUGAGAAUGUAGCUCCAUGGGAAUUAGUUCUCCAACAUUGGCUGCUUACUUUUGAUAUCAGGCGCAAGGACCUUAAUAAUUCUGAAGAAAAAACUUUGCAUAAUCUCCUUAAUAGAUGGUCUGUAUUAAAACAUCCACAAGGAUAUCAAUUAAUUGUUCAAGAUUUCGACGCAAUGAAUCUAAGCAAAGUCAGUUUAGAUUUAAAUAUUUGGCAACAAUUUAUGGAUGUAAUAAUCAAAUAUUCAACAUCUAACACCAGACAUGACGAAGUAAAUUUAAUGUUGGAAAAAUUAAAAGAUAAAGACAUUUCAACCGAUACAAAAGUGGCUGUAGGUCUUAUGUUACUGCCACACUUAAUUCCGCCAAAAGGAUUGAAAAAAUAUAAAGGCAAAUGUUACAAACCUUCGAUAGCUAAUGCCAAAGAGAGCCUGAUAAAACAUGCAAGCAUUCCUGGAGAUAUGACUCUAAUCAAACAAGAAGCAAGAAAACAUGCUGAGAUGUUGAAAAUUACGUUGCAACCGUAUAUAAUUGUUCUUGGGUCCCCUUAUGAAAUUAAAGAAUCUUACGUUCAAGUGGAUGAUAUUUUAUACAAAACAAAUAGUACUUUAGAGGCAAUCGAUAUAUGUUUUAAAACAUUUCAUGUUUUUCAAGUAAACUAUCCUAUAAUGAGUGAACAUCUUUGGAUGUUAAUCCAGAAAGGUAUUUAUAAUUUUACUACAAAAUGGGAUUCUAUAAUUCCUAAUAUAGAACAUGUACUAAGUAAAGUAUCCAAGUCUUUUGAAAAAAGUGUUAAUUCUGAUACUAUUACUGUGUAAAACACUUUUAAACUGGUUA
Messenger RNA from Temnothorax curvispinosus, 1548 nucleotides. RefSeq lists its product as uncharacterized. The coding region runs from base 6 to 1529 and encodes 507 amino acids. The record is from RefSeq and is a predicted model, not a curated record. The transcript has 7 exons. NCBI's taxonomy places the organism in Eukaryota, Metazoa, Arthropoda, Insecta, Hymenoptera, Formicidae.